AGUGAAAUUUGUCCUUGUUUUUUUUAAGGGUUUCUUUCCUCGGAAAGACCCUCGUGUCCCUGUCUUUGGAAAUUAGGGCUUCGAUCUUUCUCUCUGCAAAUAAUGGAUUCUUUGGUAGCUAACUAUGCCUCUUCUGACGAAGAAGUAGAAGAAGGAGGAUCAGAGAAGCAACAAGAAGGAAACCCAUCGAAGUCUGCAGAUUAUGUUUCAAAGUCUACCUCCAAUUUAAGCGAUACCGACAAAAAUUCCUCGUCCUCCUCUUUCUUCUCUUCUCUUCCACCCCCAAAAUCUUCAUCAUCGUCAUCAUCAUCCUCUAGCCUCGUUUUUCUUCCCCCUCCGAAAACCCAUCUCCUAAAUCCAUCAUCUUCAAAUUCUAAUAGCUCACAAAUAUUUGCAGAAGAAGAUGAAGAAGGACAACCUUCUACCACCCCCAAAUUGUUCGAUCCCGCUAAACCCACCUCGUUUGCUUCUCUUCCCCGACCCAAAUCAUCUGCCAUACCUCAGCCCAAGAUCCAGAACGACCGUCCCGUGAAUACAUCAUCCUUUUUCUCUUCCCUUCCUCCACCCAAGACCCAAAACUCAGACCCACCUGUUCUCUCCAAACCUCUGUCUUCUUCAGAUCCUAAACCCAAAAAGGUUGUUCAAUUCAGGCCUCCCAUAAUACCUAUAAAUUCUCGCGAUGUUGAUGAUGAAGACGAUGAUGAGAAGGAGAUACAAAAAAAGAAGUCGAAAGAAUCCGAGUCUUCGACUCAAACUUCGUCCGUGAAGCAAUCCUUUUCUAGUAUGCUUCCUAAACCGAAGAACUCUGGAGCAUUGGGUGCUCUGCCAUCUGCUUCGGGUAUUGGCAGGAGAUCGAUUCUGGAAGCUGACACGCCGGCACCGAGUUUGAGUAAUUUUAAUCCUUUGAGUGAAGUUGGUGUUAAUACAAAUAUGGGGAAUCAUGAGAGCCAGUCUGUUGGUGGGUCCUCGUUGAGCUCAAUUGGAGCUGUUGGUGAUUCAUUAGAAUAUGCAGUUGGUGGUGAUAUUUCGAAUUGGGGUUCAGCUGGUGAGAAUUAUGUUAACUAUAACAGUUAUGGUGGCUAUGGUAAUGCUGGUGGUGAUUCUUCGAACUGGGGUUCAGGAAGUGAGAAUUAUGCAAACUAUGAUAGUUAUGCUGGCUAUGUUAAUCAUGGAGAACAUGGGAAUUACGGUCAUUAUGAGGAUAGUAGGGUUGAUGGGUCAGCUGCAACAGUACCACCGGAGAUGUCGGUUGCAGCUGAAAGUGGUGUGAGAGUACCUGGGAAGAAAGGUAGGAAUGAUGUUCCUCAGGAAAUAGUCGAGGUGAGGCAGGAUGAGUUGAUGAAAAAUCGACCGAGGGAGGACCAAGCCAAAUUAACUGGAAUUGCUUUUGGGCCCUCUUACCAGCCUGUUUCGACAAAGGGGAAACCUACGAAGCUGCACAAGAGGAAGCAUCAGAUCGGUUCUUUGUACUUCGACAUGAGGCAGAAAGAGAUGGAGCUUGCAGAGCGGCGUGCUAGAGGCUUCCUCACCAAAGCUGAAACACAAGCCAAGUACGGGUGGUGAGUUUUAUGUGACUGAGAGGCGAUGAUGCUGGUGAUGGAGGUGAUGAUGCAUCUGGUGAUGCUACAGCUUGAUCUAUGGAUACAUGGACCUAGGACAUUAUGGCAAUGGAGUGGCAGGGGCACCACUAUCAUGGUGUUCUGCAACCGCAACCUAAACGUUGGCCUCUCGUGACGUUCCGCCGUAAGGCUGUUGUUUGCUUGUCUUUAGUUUUCUCCUGUGCCUGUGCCUGCCAAUGGAUUCAGGUAUUCCCCGAGUUUGUCUUUACUAGAAGUCACAACUGAUUCGAGUAUUUGUCGACAGUGCCCUUGCUAGAGAUGGUGGGUACGGUACGUAUGGUGUGUUAGAAUUUUAUAUUUUAGGCAAAUAUUGAAUUUUCCAAUUCCUUGUUAAUCAAGCUCAAGCUGGAAAAGAUCGUGUUUCCAUGAGUCAGAAGGCCAGGUCACAAUAACAAUUCCCAUGCGACUCCAAGUUGCUUAUGUCCCAUAGACAUUUAGCCACUAAUUUUUUUCGUAGCUCAUUCGUAAAUGAACAGUCAAGAAACAGAUUCUUCAAUAUAUUGAGUAGGAUAGAUAACUGGAUUUGGGUCUCCAUAAGUUAAAACACUCACUAGUGGUAGACCAUAGCGGGUUCUAAUUAGGUUCACGGUAUGUGAUCUAGUACUAAAAAGAGAAUUGAAUGAGAAGUGUAGAGUGAUAAAUUUAGAUUCCACUAAGCACAUUUGUUAGAACAUGUAUUAUAAUUGAGUAAUUUCAUGAAAUCUAUAUAAAUUUUAAUAUAUUUUAUGGUCACGAUGUUACAAUGAUGAAAAUUCGAAAGGGAGGAGAUCCUGUUUCAAGUUGCAUCAAAAGAAUUCUCCAUUUGAAUGGUUUUGCUUAGGGACAAAGGUAUUUGGUUUAAUUUAUUAGACUUAAAAUGAUUAGUGUUAAAAU
This is a messenger RNA of Ilex paraguariensis (yerba mate), 2492 nucleotides long. Lineage: Eukaryota; Viridiplantae; Streptophyta; Magnoliopsida; Aquifoliales; Aquifoliaceae. The record is from the annotation of a GenBank genome assembly.